ACGCGCGAACCCAUGCGGAUAUCCAGCGCGGUGUAAGAUGGCGGCGUGAGAGAGGCUCGUUCAAAACACACAAAUCUUCACCUGAGAGAGGUAACGAGGUUAACUAACAUCAGCUGCGUUACGAGGAUCCGUCCGUCAGUCACUCACAGGUAGAGGUUGGAAUUCACAUUCCAGAAAAGAGCCGGAGGGAUGGCGAAGAGGAUCGCUGAUAAAGAGCUAACGGACAGGAACUGGGAUCAGGAGGAAGAGGGAGAGGAGGCCGGGACGUUUUCAGUUGCGAGUGAAGAUGUGUUGAAGAGCCGGGCGAUCAAGAAGGCCAAACGCAGAAACAUCGGAGAGGGCGAUGGCGGCGGAACCUUCAAAGGGUUUAAGGGGAUUACUUUGACCACGGCGGCAAGCGGCGGCUCCACGCCAACGGGGUUCUCUGGUUUUGGGAACGGCGGCGGCUUUAAGGGCCUCAGCGGUCUGACCAACGGGAACAGCAUCGCUCCGUCAUUCGGAGGUUUCUCUUCUCCGGCUACAACAUCCUCCCCUACACCCGGUCUAACGUUCAACGGCCCCGCCUCCUCUGACAUCACCACCAAGCAGACCAAUGGCUCGGCGGUGAGCCCGGCUCAAAGCUGCAGCUCCUCCAGCAGCAGCAUCUUCUCCUCCAGCAGCAGUGUGGGUAACAAGGAGUACAGCCGGCAGCUCACCGCUCUCAACUGCUCGGUACGCGACUGGAUCACCAAGCAUGUCAACGACAACCCUCUGUGUGACCUCAACCCCAUCUUCAGGGACUACGAGCGCCACCUGGCCAGCAUCGAGCGCCAGUAUGGAUCCGGCGCUGCUGACGGGGGCGCGGAGGAGAAGAAGAAGAAGCUGCCGACCACGGCCACCCCUCCUCCUCCUCCUGCCUCCUCUUCCUCCUCCGGCAGCUCGGCGGCUCCGGCUCCAGCCGCCGCCGGUCUGUUCUCUUUUGGCAAAACUACGACAGAAGACUCGGCCCGGGACAAAGGCGCCGCUCCGAUGCCCGUCGGCGUGACGUUUAAUUUCGGUCAGAAGGUGGACAGCUCGGUCCUCGGCUCCUUAGGGUCCAAAACAACCCCCCCCAGCUUCUCCUUCUCCUCCAGCCAGAACUCCAUGUUCGGAUCUCCUGGUUCUGGAUCUGCUGCUCCGCUGGCCUUCAGCGGCGCCAAGACCGAGGACGCCCGGCCUGCAGACGUGAACGGAGACGAGGAGUCGGAGGAGCCGCCCAAAGUGGAGGUCAAAGAGGUCAAAGAGGACGACGCCUUCUACUCUAAGAAGUGUAAACUGUUCUACAAGAAGGACUCUGAGUUUAAGGAGAAAGGAGUCGGAACGCUGCACCUCAAACAGAACGAGGACGGGAAAGUUCAGAUGAUCAUCCGCGCCGACACCAACCUGGGGAACAUCCUGCUGAACAUCAUAGUGCAGGCGUCCAUGCCGUGCUCUCGGGUGGGGAAGAACAACGUGAUGGUGGUGUGCGUCCCCAACCCGCCUGUCGACGACAAGAAGGCCGACAGCCCCGUCCCCCUCCUGAUCCGGGUCAAGACCGCCGAGGACGCCGACGAGCUGCACAAGACGCUGGAGGAGAAGAAAGGCUGAACCCCCUCCACCCCACCCCACCACCUCCUUCACCACCGUCCCUACAUCCUACCAGAGCUUUUAGCUGCUGACGUCACCUGGUCUUCAUCCUCCUCCAGACUCAUCACGCCGGUUUUAUCCAUCACGUCUGUAUUAACUGGUCCCGGUUCUCUCCUUCUAGAAUCACUCGUCAUACUGUGAAAUCUUUUUAUUUAGAGUCACAAAUAUCAGAAGCAGGCGGUCAUCUACAUUCCUCCGGUCCGCCGCCGCCACUUCGUUAGAGGAACAGAACGACGCAUCUUAUCAGUCAGUGUUUCAUUCGACUGUUUUAACGAGUGAAUUAUCUCCGACUCUUAAAACCACUCUUUAUUUUGGAGAAAGCUCCGAAUAAAACAGUCCAGUCGAUUUGGUUUUACAAAUUAAAAACUCGCAGUAAACGUUUAGUUUGUGUCGAUGAACGCGUGUCGAGGAAUUUAGUGCGUCUGCUGAGUGGAAACUAUUUAUUGUGUCGGCAGGUUCGUACCCGUCUGUGUGAAUGUUUCCCCUGAAAACGACGAGCGUGUGGAUGAAAGGAAGAGUGAGACCGACCCCGUUGUUCUUCUUCUUCUUUUUAUUUUUAUUUCUGUAAACAUGGACUCUGUUGUUUUUCCAAGUGUCCUUUGUGUGGCCUUCGAGAUGCUUCAUCGUCUGAGAACAUUUGUAAAAGACGUUUAUUGGGGAAUAAAAGGAAACGAACAACGA
Molecule: messenger RNA, 2325 nt
Organism: Sebastes umbrosus (honeycomb rockfish)
Lineage: Eukaryota; Metazoa; Chordata; Actinopteri; Perciformes; Sebastidae
Gene: nup50
Product: nucleoporin 50
Exons: 8
Coding region: 190-1605 (471 amino acids)
Biological process (GO): protein import into nucleus
Cellular component (GO): nuclear pore
Source: RefSeq, a predicted model, not a curated record